UGUCCUUCAGGUCAACACCAUGAUGCUUCCUCAAAUCUUCAUUUCAGGCCUCAUACUACUUCUCCCAGGUGCUGUAGAUUCUUACAGAGUAGUGAAGGGGGUGCUAGGUCACCCUGUCACACUGCCAUGUACCUACUCGACACUUCAAGGAGUCUUGAGGACAUGCUGGGGCCGAGGGGAAUGCCCAUCUUUUAAUUGUAUAAACACACUUAUGCGGACCAAUGGACACAGUGUCACCUAUCAGAGGAGCAGCAGAUACCAGCUAAAGGGGAAUGUUUCUGGAGGAAAUGUGUCCUUGACAAUAGAGAAUGUUGUCCAGAGUGACAGUGGUCUGUACUGUUGUCGGGUGGAGAUCCCUGGAUGGUUCAAUGAUCUCAAAGUGACCUUUUCAUUGGAAGUUAAACCAGAAAUUCCCACAAGUCCUCCAACAAGUCCCACAACUGUAACAAGACCCACAACUACAAUGAAAGCCACAACAAUGUCAACAAGACCCACACAUGUACCAACAUCAUCCAGAGUCUCAGCCCUACCUCCCACACGAGCACACAUACAGACUCACAUACCAGAACCCACUACAACUGACCCAUAUCAGACAGCAGCUGAGGUGACAGAAACCCCAUCCUAUACUUUUGCAGAUUGGAAUAACACUGUGACAUCCUCGGACAACUCUUGGAAUAAUUACACUGAAUCCAUCCCUUCAUGGAAGCAGCAGAAAAACAUGACUAAGGGCUUCUAUAUUGGCAUCUCCAUUGCUGCCCUGAUGCUGCUGCUGUUGCUUGUGUGCACCGUUGCUGUCACCAGGUAUAUCCUUAAGAAAAAGAAGACGGGGUCUCUAAGCUUGGUAGCAUUCCGUGUCUCUAAGUGUGGAGCUUUGGAAAACAUAGCAGGUGUGCAGUCCCGAGCUGAAGACAAUGUCUACAUAAUUGAAGACAGUCCUUACCCUACAGAAUGAGUCUCAGUGGCCUUCUGAGGGACCUUCUGCAUGAGACUGGAAAGACCACAACCGAAUUUGACACCACAAACAUCCUAUAUAGCCCCAGGACUA
Phodopus roborovskii (desert hamster) is the source of this 1045-nucleotide messenger RNA. It is a transcript of the gene Havcr1, whose product is annotated as hepatitis A virus cellular receptor 1. The coding region runs from base 20 to 952 and encodes 310 amino acids. Gene Ontology annotation, biological process: phagocytosis, engulfment; positive regulation of mast cell activation. Gene Ontology annotation, molecular function: phosphatidylserine binding; virus receptor activity. The record is from RefSeq and is a predicted model, not a curated record. Lineage: Eukaryota; Metazoa; Chordata; Mammalia; Rodentia; Cricetidae. Gene Ontology annotation, cellular component: cell surface. The transcript is spliced from 9 exons.